UGGUUAGAUGUCUCUGGUAAAUGCUAUAAAUAUUUCUCCACCCCCAAAACAUGGCGGGACGCGCGUGCAUCUUGUCAGCAGUACAGUGGAGAUCUAGCCGUACCAAUAUCGUACACGGAGCAGUUAGUACUGGGCGAUAAUAAUCUGUUUAUUGGUGGGUCUGACAGGAAUGACGAGGGAGGUUGGGAGUGGAGUGACGGGUCACCUUUUAGAUAUCUAAACUGGCACACCGGCGAACCUAAUAUGUUGGGACGAGGACAGAAUUGUAUGGUUUUAACUACGUCCAACUGGCACUACACCUGGGAUAAUACAGACUGUUCCGUUCCGUCUCCGUAUAUCUGUAAACGCAAACGUAAGUAUGUGUGUAUAUUAACAGAGGUUGGUUAA
Molecule: messenger RNA, 387 nt
Organism: Lottia gigantea (owl limpet)
Lineage: Eukaryota; Metazoa; Mollusca; Gastropoda; Lottiidae
Exons: 3
Source: RefSeq, a predicted model, not a curated record